Messenger RNA from Falco peregrinus (peregrine falcon), 7650 nucleotides. RefSeq names its product La ribonucleoprotein 1, translational regulator (gene LARP1). Gene Ontology annotation, molecular function: RNA cap binding. Bases 76 to 3282 code for a protein of 1068 amino acids. The transcript is spliced from 21 exons. Gene Ontology annotation, biological process: mRNA stabilization; positive regulation of translation. The record is from RefSeq and is a predicted model, not a curated record. NCBI's taxonomy places the organism in Eukaryota, Metazoa, Chordata, Aves, Falconiformes, Falconidae. Gene Ontology annotation, cellular component: cytoplasmic stress granule; cytosol.
CGGGCAGCGCGGCGGCGGCGGGGCUCGGGGGCGCCGCGUGCGAGGGGAGUUCCCCGGCGGGGCGCGGGCGCGCAGAUGGCGACGCAGGUGGAGGCGCUGCUGCCCGGCGCCCCGCUGCUGCCCGCCGAGGAGCGCGCCCUGGUGCUGAAGCCGCCGCAGGACGGCGGCCGGGAGAAGGGCGAGCCGCCCAUGGGCCCCGACGGCGGCCCCGCGGCGCCGCGGCCGCCCAGCGCCAAGCAGCAGAAGGAGGAGAGCAACAACCAGGAGAAGGAGAGCCUGCUGCGGGCGGGCGGUGAGGCGGAGGACGGCGGCGAGGCGGGCGGCGCGGGGCGCCGGGAGUUCAUCGAGGCCCCGCCGCCCAAGGUGAACCCCUGGACGAAGAACGCCCCGGCCGCCGCGCCGGCGGUGAACGGGCAGUCGCCUCCAGGGGUGUUCCUCUUGCACCUUGGUGAUGCUGGAAGUCUUCAUCCCUUUUCAAAUAUAUUUCCAACUGACGGCCAGUCUGAACACACAACUCCUGCGAAGGUGGUGAGGGCUGCCAACCCGAGACAGCGGAAGGGAAGCAAGGUUGGGGACUUCGGUGAUGCCACAAACUGGCCAACACCUGGAGAAAUAGCCCACAAGAGUGUCCAGCAGCCACACAAAGCACCAUCCCUCCGGAAACUGCCUGUCAAGAAAGACAUGAAAGAGCAGGAGAAAGGGGAUGGGAGUGACAGCAAAGAGAGCCUGAAAACCAAAUCAGAUGAGUCUGGGGAAGAGAAGAAUGGUGACGAUGACAACCAGAAGUCAGCCCAGAAGAAGAAAGGCAACAAACACAAGUGGGUCCCUUUGCAGAUAGACAUGAAGUCAGAGGUGCCAAGGGACAAAACGGCGUCUCGGAACAACCGGCAAAACGAGCAGCACAGGCACCCCUCCAACAACCGCAGUGAGCUGAAAGGCUGGCACCCAGACAACAAGCACGAGCGCAGCUGGCAGGACCAUGAUGAAACCUCCAGUGUGAAGAGCGAGGGAGGAGCUGUGCGAGGGACCUUCCGGGGCCGAGGCCGGGGCCGUGGCAGGGGCCGUGGCCGGGGCAGAGGGCACUUUGACUACCAGUAUGGCUACCGGAAAUUUGAGGGCUCGGAUGGCUCCCGCACCCAGAAGUACGCUAGCAACAUCACUUACUACUUCGACAACAUCAGCAGCGCCGAGCUUUACAGCGUGGACCAGGAACUACUCAAAGACUACAUCAAGCGGCAGAUAGAAUAUUACUUCAGUGUGGACAACCUGGAGCGAGACUUCUUCCUGCGUCGCAAGAUGGACUCGGACGGCUUCCUUCCCAUCACCCUGAUCGCCAGCUUCCACCGGGUGCAGGCGCUGACCACAGACAUCAGCCUCAUCAUCAAGGCUCUGAAGGACAGCAAGGUGGUGGAAAUCGUGGAUGAGAAGAUCAGGAGAAAAGAGCAGCCAGAAAAAUGGGCUCUCCCUGGCCCUCCAAUGGCAGACUACACGCAGACGGACUUUUCGCAGUUCAUCAACUGCCCUGAGUUUGUGCCCCGGCAGAGCUUCCAGAAGGAGACAGAGUCUGCUCCUGGCUCCCCACGUCCCUCCAGCCCAGUCCCCACCAAAACGGAGGAGGUCAGUAACCUGAAGACUAUGCCCAAGGGCCUGUCCACAAGUCUGCCAGACCUGGAUUCAGAGACGUGGAUUGAAGUGAAGAAGAGACCUCGGCCCUCCCCAGCCAGGCCCAAGAAACCAGAGGAGUCAAAGACACUGCAGCAGCAAAAGCAAAAGGACCAAGAUGAACCCGAAGAGCUAGACUUCCUCUUCGAUGAGGAGAUGGAGCAGAUGGAUGGCCGCAAGAACACUUUCACUGAUUGGUCAGAUGAAGAUUCGGAUUACGAGAUUGAUGAUCGGGACGUGAACAAGAUUCUCAUCGUGACGCAGACACCUCCUUACCUGCGCCGGCAUCCUGGUGGGGACCGGACUGGCAAUCACACAUCCAGGGCUAAAAUGAGCUCAGAGCUGGCUAAGGUGAUCAACGAUGGGCUGUACUACUAUGAGCAGGACCUGUGGACAGAGCAGUUUGAGCCAGAGUAUUCGCAGAUCAAGCAAGAGGUGGAGAACUUCAAGAAGGUGAAUAUGAUCAGCAGGGAGCAGUUUGACACCCUGACCCCAGAGCCCCCUGUGGAUCCAAAUCAGGAAGUCCCUCCUGGUCCCCCCAGGUUCCAGCAAGUACCUACAGACGCUUUGGCUAACAAGUUGUUUGGAGUCCCCGAGCCUUCAACCAUUGCCCGGUCUUUGCCUACGACUGUACCAGAGUCGCCCAACUACCGCAAUGCCAGGACCCCCCGGACCCCUCGCACGCCUCAGCUGAAGGACCCAACACAGACGCCCCGGUUCUACCCAGUGGUGAAAGAGGGCAGGACGAUAGAUGCCAAGACUCCGCGCAAGAGGAAGACGAGGCACAGUUCGAACCCCCCGAUGGAGUGCCAUGUGGGCUGGGUGAUGGACUCUCGGGAGCACAGGCCCCGAACUGCCUCCAUCAGCUCGAGCCCUUCGGAGGGGACCCCGGCUGUCGGAAGCUACGGCUGCACCCCGCAGUCCCUGCCCAAGUUCCAGCAUCCUUCACAUGAGCUUCUUAAGGAGAAUGGCUUCACGCAACAUGUCUACCACAAGUACCGUCGGCGCUGCCUUAAUGAGCGGAAGCGGCUGGGCAUUGGUCAGUCCCAGGAGAUGAACACGCUUUUCCGGUUCUGGUCCUUCUUCCUCCGAGAUCACUUCAACAAGAAAAUGUAUGAGGAGUUCAAGCAACUGGCUGUGGAGGACGGGAAGGAGGGGUACAGGUACGGUCUGGAGUGCCUUUUCAGAUACUACAGCUACGGGCUGGAGAAGAAAUUCCGGCCAGACAUCUUUAAGGACUUCCAAGAAGAGACCAUCAAGGAUUACGAGGCUGGACAGCUCUAUGGGCUGGAAAAGUUCUGGGCCUUCUUAAAAUAUUCCAAAGCCAAAAAUCUGGACAUUAACAGCAAACUGCAAGAAUACCUCAGCAAGUUCAAGCGCCUCGAGGACUUCCGAGUGGAUCCACCCAUGGGGGAGGAAGGUGGACACAAGAGAUACCCUACGACGUCAGGAGAUGGCAGGAAGCGCUACCCAUCCCAGUCUUCCAGCAAAACAGUCAGCCAGUGCCCACCCAGCCAAGCCCACGCCUCGCCCAGCCAGCCUGCACAAGAGGAUGCCAAAAACCUGAGCCAGCAAUCCCCCGCCCUGUCGGCUGCAGAAUCGCAGACAGUGGGGAAGUAGAGAGGCUGCAGCAUCUGCUUCCUGCCGGGGGACGGGGUGGGUUGGUGGGAGACUGGCUCGGAGAAGGGGAGAUGUGAGGGGGUGGGACAGGAAGGAAGCUGGAAGGUGGGUGCCCAGGAAUAGGCUGCUUGGGAGAAACUUCAACGCACAUGAUUUUUUUUCUCUUGUGGCUGGAAAGCAAAGACGAUUGCAUUUAAAACACCAUUUUGCUAUUACAACCCUGACCAGAGCCAGACCCGCUCCCAGCAGGCCCAUCCUUUGCUUUCCCUUCCCUCCCCUCCUGUGCACACACUCAUGUCUUAGUGUCUUUAAAAAAAAAAAAAAAGUGUUCUGGCUGGGUUGGAAAGGGGAGAUUUUUUUAUUAUUAUAUAUAUAUAUCAAGUUUUAAAUUAUUGCUAGAGGUUUGUCUGGAUUUACCAAAACAAGUCUGCUCUGUGCGGCCCCAAUGACUCCCCUCAGUGUCCCCCCUCGGAUCGCAGGGCAGCCCGCUCAGGAAGCUCAGAGGAGCGAGGUUCCCUGAUGGGGGACCGAAGCCACAGCGUGUCGCAGUGCUGCAGAGCCUCUGAUCUCCACGACCUGGCUGACUUCUCCCAUUCCACGUGUGGCGGUUCCUCUCCGACACCAACCGCCACGACAGGAGCAUCACCCUGUUUGUCCUCCUGAUCCCUCCUCCCCGACGUCUUCACCUCCGACCUUCCCGAGGGUCUGGCUCUCCUUCUGCCCGCCUCUCCCUUCCAUCACGGACAAUUUGGAAGUCAACCAAAGGACCUUUGCCAAGGAUAGGCUUGUUCUAACUCCUUCCUGCGAGGAUGGCUGGUGGGAAGCCGGCAGGCACCUGGACUCAAGCCUGCAUGGACGAUGCACCCGCUGCUCCAGGAAUGCCCAUCGCAUGCAAAGACAGGACUUUGCCAAAGGAGGGUUUCUCUUCCUUUUCCCUUGGAAAAAUGAAAUGACAACAACAAAAACAAACACAAACCCCUCUGAAAGGAAUGAAAAAAAAAAAAACAAAACACUUUAAAAAGACACCAUCUCCCUUUGCUUUCUUCCUUGGAAAUACUAUUGAAGAAAAAAAAAAACCAGAACAAAAACAAAAACAAAAAAAAAAACAAACAAAAAACCCAAAAAACCACACAAAAAAAAGUUGCCUUAUGGUAGAGCUGGACCGGGAGGCUUGCUAGCUUCCUGCACCCUGGGGCACACUGGGCUCUUGGCCCCCCCCCAUCCCCUCAGCCCGGAGACUCCUCAUGGCAUUGCUGCCGAGCUGAUCUUCCCUGCGGCCUUUCCUCUGACCCCCGCAGCUCACUCGGAUAUUUCCCCGCAUCGUGGAGACCCGCUACCAGCCCUGGUUCUUGCGGGGGAAGGUGCCCAGGGCAGUCAAAUCCAAGACUUGUGCUCAUGAGUAAAGCCGCUAUGUUGUGUAUAUAGCAUUGUAGCAUCUUCCCGCGACAGCGACUUGUACGUGCUUAUGGCCUCGCUCAGCCGCCCCGUGCCCUCUCCAGGCAGGCUGGGGCAGGAGGUGGGUCUGCUCCAGCCCGCACCUUCAGCGUGGUCAGGGGGUGAGCGGGGAGAUCUGUCACAGCAGCUGUGGAGGGACUGACUGGUCCUUGCUGCGAGCAGGUAGGAGGGCUGGUGUCUCCCUGGUGCCACCGUAAUGCUGUAGCCUGAAGAAGGAGCAACGCAGCCCCAGGGAACCCGUGUCUUGCAGCCCUUACCGGCCCAGGGCUGCUGGUGGGACUUGUGCUGUGCGUGAGCAGGAGCCCUGCCUGGCAAAGGAGGGCUCUCGCCCGAGUUUCUUGUGCAUUGUGUCUUGGCAGGCGGCUGCGUGGUCUCCUCCUUAGGGAAGUGUCCCUGUGCAUCUCCAAGAGCUGAGAUAACACCGUGCUGCUCCUCGCUUGGCUGAGGCAAGGAGGUGGCUGCAGAGCUGCUGUGGCAUUUACUUGGUUCCUUUGCCCAGCACCAAGUGGGCUUGGGCAGGCAGAGUGUCCCCAGGCUCCGGAGCUGCAUUCCCUCCCAGCGGGCAUGUGUCAGAGGGGUGAGAUCGGCUCCUGGGGCCCAGAAGUAGCACUGGAAAGUCGUGUUCCUGCCAUGAGGGUAGAAGCUCCUUUUCAGCAGAGCCGCUUACCUUGCUGUCACCGUGCUCCAUCUCCUGGGACGGGAAGCUUGCUUUGCAGCCGGCUGGGCUGUGGCUCGGGCGCUCUGUCCUUGUGAGCUGCAAAGCGUGCUCCUGCGCAUGGUGUGGGGCGGGCACUGCAGCGGGCUGUUCAUAAUGCAGCUAAUUGCGUUGCGCUCUCUGCAAAAUCUUAAGCCGGUAACAAACAGCAUUUUCCCAAAGUAUCCAGUUAUUGAUCCAGAGGGCUGUCUUAGAGCUGGAGGAUGGAGUCAUCUUUCCAGGGCUGUCCCUGUGUGGCUGCGGGGCUGGUGGCUGAGAGCAGCCAGGAGCUGAGAGUGGAGAUGGAGUGGGGUGAGCUUGGCGUGAGCUUGGGCAAGCUGCCCAUCAGCAGCGGCCGUGGGCGUUCACAGAGCCCUGGCUGAAGUCAGUCGCCUUCCCAAACCGACGCUGCGUUGAAGAUGCUGCUGGGGUGGGGGGUGGGGGGUGGGCUGGGGAGGUGGGCUGGUCCGUGUGGAGCAGCUUGGUGAACUGCUGCUAGAAUUGAAAGCACAGCUGGGUUUGAGUGAGGCUGGGUAGCUGCUACUUUGCUGUUUCCUGGUGGUGUGAUCCUGCCCUGGUCCGUCCGCCCCUGCCACAUCCCCCUGCAGCUCCGUACCGCUCAUGGGCCCGAUUCGGCGCGCCAGCCUGAGUCUGUGGCUUGCUCCGUUACAGCAGCAGCGCUCUGGGGUUGCGGGGUGGUAACUGGGCAGGGCAGGCAAGUAACACUUGUACAGUGCUGUGGCCGUGACUGUUAUUUCUGGAUUUCCCCCCCUCCCCUUGUGAACUGGAGUCAGAUCCCUGAGGUUAUGGAUGCGGCCGGGUUUGCCCCUGAUUUGGGAAGGAGGAGCCUCGGAGGCUGGAGAUGGGGGUUGAUCAGAGACAUGGGAGAUGUGUUGCUGGUUGUUUGCAAGUGGAAACGGGUCUGGGUGUUUUGUGGCUGGUCCUUACUGCUGCGUCCCAGUGCUCCUCUCAUCGGUGCGUGUUCUCUUUUGAAGCCAGUUGUCUGCAUUUUAGCAACAGGCGAAAUAGGAAACGAGGAGCAGCAAGCUCCUGCUGCGGAGUUGUUGCUUGUGGAGCGGACUGUGGAAUUGCUUGGGUGGUAGAAGAGGUAAAAAAUUUCCAAGAGAAUUUCCCAAAAUCUAAGUUGAUCUUAAUUUUGUAAUUUCUAAGGCUGAGACUCCAGUCUUGGCAUGGAGGAGUGUCGUUCGCGUCCCCCACCCCCGUCUGCUGAGUCAGUGGUUUGUCACAACAGUGUGGCUGAGGGCCCCGUGAGACCCCCCCGUUUCCCAGGGGAAGGUGGAUCAGAAGCGCGGUCCUGCUGCCCUCCACGUUUGCGGACCGUAUGCCUUGUUUUACUCUGUCAGACAGCAGCCUAGCCAGGGAGCAAAGACAGAUGUGAAACCAGCUGUUGGUUGCUCCCUCACCUCCCUGCGGGAUGCGGGGCAGGGCGCUGCCCUCACGGUGUGGGGGGCAGGGAGCUCUGCGGGGCCGUGGUUACGGGGCAGCAUCCUGCACCCCGGUGCUGCGCGGGGGCCGUGGCAAGGCGGGGGGGUGCAGAGCGUGCGGUCCGUGCCGGGCUGGGGGGCUGGCCGCGGUGGGGCUGGCCCUGCCUGCGCCUCGCACGGGGGGCAGCUCUGCAGGGGCGCCUGACCUUGCUGCCUAGCUGCAUGCAGAAGGCAUCGCACGGCGCACGGUUCGCACCGCUGCUGGGCGAAGGGACAGCUGUCCAAAGCGGGAUUUUGCUUUGGAGAAGGUUCUUUCCCUUCUGCUGAGGAAGGAGUUUGGCCUUGCUUUUAGUUUGGAUGCUUCACCACAAUCACGUUUUUUGUGCUUUUUUUUUUUUUUUUUUUUUUUUUUUUUUUUUUUUUAAUUUUCGUGGGCUGAGGGGUUGGGCACACGUACUGCUGGGAACGCUGAGCCAUCCCGCAGCUCUCGAGGGCUGCGUGGUGCUGGCUCCCAGCCCUCGGGAGCUCCGGGGGCUCUCGGCAAGGCUGGGGGAGGCCAUAGGCCUGCAGGCAGAGCGGGGGGCGCGCUCCCCAACUCACCCCUCUCGGGACGGCCCAGGCUGCUGCAGCCCCGGGCUCCUUGCCGAGGUCAGCCCAUCUUUGGGAUGCAGGUGGGUGCAGCGGGUACGGAGCUCCGGCGUGGGGUCAGGAGUGGAGGUAGAAGGUGUGUUUCGGAGGCAGCUGCUUUGCUUUGCCGUGCUCAUUUGGGGGGGG